AAGAGCUGGUAUGAUCUAGUGCUGCGCGAGAGCCUCCUGCAGGAGCUGCUGUGGAGUGGACACUGUGAGCUCAGCCGAGCCCCAGACCUGUCCAGCUGCAGGAGAGGAGUCCAGACCUUCCUCAGGAGAAACCCCUGCCCGGAGGUGCUGGAGCUGGUGAAGCUGGCGCAUCUCGCUGAUGCUAUAACUGACCUGCACCUUCAGCACACUGGCUCGCAGCUGUCUCACAGAUGCAUGACUCUGAGGAGACUCUUGACCUCCGUUGGGGCCAUUCCCCUUCACGACCUUCAGCUUGCCCUCCAGUGGCAGUAUGAGUUCCUCAAGGGUCACCACAGGACCUCUGACAUCACUUCCCCCGAGGACGAGCAUGUUUCCUGCCGUCUGCCUCCAGACUCGUCCGCUCGUGCAGUUUCUCCGUGUGAGAGCUUGUGUGAUUUAGCUAAGUGGCCUUCUGUUGGUGACUGCCAUCACCAGAUUUCUGCAGGCAAACCUCCUUCUCUCAGCUCCUUUGACUCUGGUUUCGAUGGAGCGGCUAGCAGUCACCUGGACAGCAGGAGUAGAAGAGAGCCGCUGCCUAGGAUUCUGGGAAAUGGAGACUCUUCUGCUUUCAAGUCGAGACCUCUGCAUGGACAGAUUGACGAGGAGAACAUUGUGAGCGUGUCUGAUUCUGAAGACCAGCGUGAAGAGCUAGGGUUUAGUUUAAAGCAGGACUCCACUCGUGCCAGCAUUCAGAUCGUUCCCAGAAUUACCUCCGACUCUCUGAACCUUGAGAUCAAGGUGAAGCGCUCUGCUACGCUGCCCAAGAACCCCUGGCUGAGCCUCCCGAUAGAUGAUCUUGAGAGCUCUUAUACAGUCACCAUUACACCCAGCUCUUCCAGAGAUCGGCCCGCUCCGACAGAGGAGCUGGGAUCCGCUCCGCUCCAGAGUCAGGAGAGCUUUGAGGAGUCGGAGCUGGAUCCUGUGGGAAACGUUCUGUCCAGCACCUUAACAGAUAAUGAAGACAAGCCCAGCAUCACACUGGACGAUCCUUCUCUUCUCUGGGACACGUUUGAUCUGCACAAUCUCAGACAGGACUCUUACGAACGGUUAGAAUCUCUUCAAAUAUCCCCAAGAGAGCUGGCUGAAUCUGGUGUGAUCGGAUUGGACGACGAUGUCCUUCAGAGUGACCUCACUUCCCCUGACUCGGACAUGCUGAGAUCCUGUGAGGUUUGUGAAGACGCCUCGGGAUUAUCCGAUAAGAGUCCAUCCACAUGUGAAGGGCCUGUGCAGCGGGACACAGGGUGUCCUGAGGAACACCGAAGCGGGAUCCUUCGAGAGCUGAGAGGCAUUCAAGUUAUCGAGGAGCAAAUUAUGCAGGAGUGCGUGAAGCUGGAGGCACUGCGCUGCAGAGAGACGGAGAGUCUGGGCUCCGAGGAGCUGGCGCUGGAUCAGGUCAGGGAGAGGAGCGUGUUCCUGCAGCAGAUGGAGAGAAGCCUGGGCAGAGAGACGGAGAGAGCGGGCAAGGCCAAGAGGAGGUCGAGCAAAGGCCGCAGGGUUGUGACGUGUUCGGUCAUGACGCUGAAAGAUCUGGACGAUGAGCUGUUGAGGAGCUGUGGGCUCCAGUCGCCUCCAGAUGCUGAGGAAACCUCUUCGGAUUUGGUUUCAAACGCAGAGGAGUGCACCAGUCCGAGUCCAGCUGGAGAUGCUGAUCUCACCGACUCGAGUUUGACUUCUGAGCCUGCUUCUACCGCGAGCCUCGGGCGUCUCGACUCUGAAUCCCUUCAGUCUCGUCACAGUGAGCCUGUUGCGUCGAGCGGUUUGUCUGAGACUGGAAAACUGGAAGUUAUCCCACCCAGUGCAGACGUGUUUGCUGAGCAUUCGGAGGAAGAAGCGUCUUCCUGUGACAGUGCAGAUCUGCUGGAGACGGGAGAAGCGUGCUCUACUCGGGACGGUGGUGAUGUGCGAGGUGCGUUUGAUCCUGGAGGCGUCUCCGAGAGCGUCGACCACGCUUGCGGACGAGAGGAGAGACGUCCAUCAGACUGUGUAGCGCGGGUGGGCUCAGGGCUGUCCGUCGUUCCCUCAAAGCUCAUGCAGAACAACAACAACAACACUGCAGUGCUGUGCAGUGUAGAGAGCCCAGGGCGCUCCGAGGACUCCAGGUCUGCGGUCUGUGACGGUGGAGGAUCCACGAGAGCGGCCUGCGGAUCUACUCUCCAGCAGCUGCAGCUCCACACAUCCAGCAGACAGAUGAGUGAUUAUAAGACGCCCAUCGUGCUGGACACUGGCUCCGGUCUGAUAAAGGCUGGGUUUGCAGACCAGGACCUUCCAACUACAGUGUUCCCCACCGUCAUCGGCCGUCCCAAAUAUGAGGUACACCCUCUCUCCUGCUUUACCAUCUGGCAUCACGCGUUCCAGCAGCUGUGUGCGUCUCCUGAGGAUCAUCCGGUGCUGCUGACCGAGGCUGCCAUGAACCCGCUGCAGAACCGCCAGCGCUCGGUGGAGCUGAUGUUUGAGGCCUUCAGUGUCCCGCUCGCCUUCGUGGCCCUGCAGGCUGUUCUGGCGCUCUACGCCUCGGGACGAACCACCGGGGUGGUGCUGGACUCUGGGGACGGCGUCAGUCACAGUGUUCCGGUGUUCGAGGGUUACUGUCUGCCUCACGCCGUGCAGCGCUUUGACUUGGCCGGAUCCCACGUCACCCUGCAGCUCCAGAAGCUGCUGCUGGAGCAGGGUGUGUGCAUGCAGACGUCUGCCGAGCUGGAGAUCGUGCGUGAGAUGAAGGAGAGGUGCUGCUGUGUGGCGCUGGAUUACGACGCAGAGCUGAAGAGCUCCUCAGAGGUGCACUACACGCUUCCUGACGGGCGGGUCGUCUCGCUGGCCUCCGAACGCUUCCGGGCACCGGAGAUCCUCUUCAGGCCGGAGCUGAUCGGGCGAGAUCAUUAUGGGAUGCACGAGAGCGUCUUCAGAUCCGUCCUGCAGUCAGACAUCGACCUGCGGCGCAGUUUUGUGGGAAACGUCCUCCUGUCAGGCGGGAACACGCUGCUGUCGGGGCUCCCUGCGCGUCUGCGGCACGAGAUGCGGCUCCUGUGUCCCGCGGAUCUGACCGUGAGCGUCAGCAGCCCGAGCGAUCGAGACUUCUCCGUGUGGCGCGGCGGAGCGGCCCUGGCCAACAUGGCCGACCUCUGCGGCGCCUGGAUCAGCGCAGACGAGUACGAGGAGUUCGGCCCGCAGAUCGUCUUCAGGAAGUGCUUCUGAGCCGUCACUGAUCUUACAGCGCUUUUAACACUUUUAGACAGGGUUUUUGCUGUUUGUGGUGCUGUAGAGUGUAUUAAUGGUGCCAAGUGUUGAUGCGAGUCUUGUAGGACUCCAUGUGUUUUUAGAUUCCAAGAGAAAAAUGAAUGACCUUUUUAAGCUCUACAUGCAUACACUGGUUGUAUCAAUCAGAUUGUUUCUCUUUGCCCCUUUAAUUAUAAUCUAAUCAAUCAUGUCUAAUAUGUAAAUUUGUGUGUUUUAAUAUAUCUAUGAGAUAUUAAUGUGACCUUUUCAGUGUUUUGGUGCUUUUCAUGAGGCUCACGUUGCAACUAUUACUUGCGUCUGUAAUUACGUGUGACUCUGGUUCACAUGGACAUGAGGCUUCACCGUAUUCGACGUGCUGCGGAUCCUUUCCUCCAUCGUAUGCGGUUCUCAGCGGUUCCUCAGACACGUGUGCGUGUGUUUUGAUUUGCUGAGCAGGAUUGGUUUGAUUUGCAUGAAUCUCACGUCACCUCUUUUCAUCUGUACUUUCACUUGGGUUGUGUUUUAUCUGAGGUGGUUUUGAGCUGCAUAUGGAUCUGUCAGCGGCUCGUGUGUUGAUCUCUGUGAGGUUUGUAUGAUGUUGAUUAGCUGAUCCACAUCCUCUUGUGUGUUCAGUUUAAAGCGCUCCGUGUGUUUGCCUUGAGUGCACGGUGAACCCAGCACGUGUUUAGCAUCAGUGUCUGUUAACUGGCUAAUGUCUGGACCUUUUUACAAUAAAUAUGAUUUCUAAACAAG
Sinocyclocheilus grahami is the source of this 4005-nucleotide messenger RNA. RefSeq lists its product as uncharacterized. The coding region runs from base 235 to 3231 and encodes 998 amino acids. Lineage: Eukaryota; Metazoa; Chordata; Actinopteri; Cypriniformes; Cyprinidae. The record is from RefSeq and is a predicted model, not a curated record. The transcript has 9 exons.